Messenger RNA from Lymnaea stagnalis (great pond snail), 4938 nucleotides. Lineage: Eukaryota; Metazoa; Mollusca; Gastropoda; Lymnaeidae. The record is from the annotation of a GenBank genome assembly.
CGAAAACAUCAUCUAAACUUUGGUACAGAACUUUAAAAUUAUUUAUUUUAAAACAAGCUUGGAAUAAUAGUAUGAUAUCUUACUUUAAACAUGUUGAUUUUUAAAGGGACAGACACGAGUCUAAGUAAACUUGCUUCAACAUUUUUGUGUGAUCGUACACCAGUUCUUGGAUGAUUUACUCAAAUCAUAACAUAAAAACCCGUGGUUCCCGCGACCGCCAUCAUCGUUGCCACGCCUAGUAAACAAAGGAGAGUGAAUCCAGCACAGAACGUUCCAUCCAGACGUCAAAGACGUCAUUUCGCGAAUCGUAUGAAGUGACCAAAGGUAAACGUUCACCUUGACCAAUUACAACACGGCCACAGUUAUGGCAGUAUUGCUUUUUUACGCCUUUCGCAUGCAAACAUCAAGGUAUAUUCCACAGUGACUACGCAGAUGAACUUACAGUACAAUUUGUGCCCGGAAAGCUUUUCCACACGUGGGGCACACGUUGUUUGUUGUUGUUGGAAAAGGGUGGGGGGGGUGGGUUGGUAUUAGUUGGAGCGGAGUCAAUUACAUUGUUUCUUCUCAUGCGUUUAUUUUUUUCGAGUUAAGCGGCGUGUUUCUUCUGCUAGGAUUGUGCGACAAUAGUCAGUCAUCAUAUUCAAUUCAUAGGAAAAUGCCUCCUGGGAAGACGGGUCAAAUUACAUGGUUUUGAUUGAAUCUUUUUGGACAGCGGUUCAAACAGGAGAGUUCACAGAACGAUGCUACAAGAUGCUGUCUGGUAUUCUCUGCCUAUCUGACUUGUGUUUUGGUUGGAGCGUGUGGAUGCUGAUUUGGGCCUUUGUAUCCGGGCCUUAGUCCCCUGCCACAUUAUUUUUAAGUUUACCGUAAAUGGCAUAUGAGGAGAUGGCUAUCUGUCUUGCGCGUCUGCUGCACACUGCCCACGACUUGUUUACACCUAACUACGGAGUACUGUGACCUAAAUGCAUCUAUUUGCGUAAUUAAAGAACUCGAUAGUUUUCUAACAAGCAGUGUGAAGAUAAGUUUACACGAACAGACAAACUGGUGCAGAUCCGGCUAAAAAAAAUAAAUAUAUUAAAAAUCUUUAAACAUAUUGUGUAUGGUUAUCGAUUGGUCAUUGUUUACUUACUUGUAGUUGGUAAAUAAUGAUAGCAUUAUGAUCAGGAAAGAUUAUGAGAAAUAUUGACACUAGUACAAAUGUUAGCAUCGUCUGCUGACCUAUGUAUCAAACCUUUAAAAAAAACAUCAGAAGAGAAUGUUUGCUUAUAACUCCAAAAUAAUGACAUGAUGACAGUGUCUCCGAUAAUAAACACUUUAGAUUAAGUUAAAAAAAAUAUUACAACGAUUGCUAACACCAAUCUUGUUAAUUUAAUAUUACAACGAUUGCUAAAACCAAUCUUGUUAAUUUAAUAUUACAACGAUUGCUAACACCAAUCUUGUUAAUUUAAUAUUACAACGAUUGCUAACACCAAUCUUGUUAAUUUAAUAUUACAACGAUUGCUAACACCAAUCUUGUUAAUUUAAUAUUACAACGAUUGCUAACACCAAUCUUGUUAAUUUAAUAUUACAAUCACAUGGUCUACAUCACUACAAAAUGUAUAACAUGGAAAUAUACAUGUUCUGUUUAAACAGGUAAUCUAAAUGUGUUGCGCUGAAGGCGUGUCCUCCUAGAAGGGUCCGGUUUUGUUGAGUAACAUCCUUCACAUUCGCUGCUACAAGAUGCUACCUGAUGCCGUGAUAUUUUAUGGACUGAUGGCUCUGAUAUGUAUCGUGGGUAAGUCUCUGUGUUCAAUUUCAUUUAGCCAAGGUAUGCAAACCUUUUAUAAGCAAAUACCUUAUUCUCUCCAUCAAUACAGAUGCAUACGGGGAGGACUGUGUUCAAGUUGAAGCAAUGAAAAUCAUACACGGUGUAGAAGAGAACCCGUCUCGUCCAUCUUAAGAUCUAACUCUUCUCUGUAUAAUAUCUUAUCAUAACAGAUACUUGUCUAUAAGUCAAUCCACGCGUUGUUGUCUAAGAGUAUAUUUGUCAAAAAAAUGUUGUGCUCAUCCGAUGGAAAUGGUUAAUUUCAUGUAAUACAUUCGUGAUCACCCAGACAAAAAGAAACAGGAAAUUAUUUCUUCAGAGCUUUUCAAGAACCAAUCGUUAUCGAUGACACCGUAUGUAAAAGUCAACAAGGUUGCAUUGUUAUAACUUUUUUUUUCUUCAAAAUAAUAAAAAUAAAAUUAAAUUUCUUUCUGGCCAAAUAUGCCCGGGACCACAUAAAUAAAUAUAUCGAGAUCAAAUGAAAAUGGAGCAGUGGCAAGCGUCAUAUGAAGUCCAAGUGGACGUGAUCUAGUAUCUUCUAGCUUCACCUUAGAGAAAUCCUUCAAGUCCGAGUUGACGUGAUAGUGUAUCUUCUAGCUUCACAUCAGCAGAGUCCUCCAAGUCCAAGAUGACGUGAUGGAGUAUCUUCUAGCUUCACCUAAGAGAAUCCCUACAUUUCCAAGUUGACAAGAUGGUGUAUGUUUCUAGGUGCAUAUUCUGGAUCUCAGCAAUAUCUGAUAGUGUGGGGUUUCUGCUUUUAAAAACAGUGGCAACGAGACUUUUUUCUUAACAUUGGAGCAAAAAUUAAGAAACUUAUCUGACAUUUUCCUUAAAUUAAAAAAAAAAAAGACAAAAUUAUAGUGAACCUUGAAGAGGUGUAAGGAACAAUUCCAAAAAUAAUUGGAGUUACUUGCAACCUUACCAAAGUACACUUAACUUAAAUAUGUUUCAUAUAAAAAAUAAGUCUUAAUAUAGUUUGUUUUUUUCUCAAUACAUUUAUUUAGGUGUCCACACGGAUGUAGAAGACGCGCAGAUUGUUGAAAACUGCCAGGAGAGAAUUGACGAGUGCAGGAAGAUUGAAAUAACGGAAAACGAGAUUGUGUAAGACAAGCGUAUUUAUUAAUGAACUUUCGCCCAGGUUAUCAGGCAUUAAUCUCAAGAGCUUUAAGUAUUUUGUACUUUAAUAGAUUAGUUGUAAGCAGUGAACGUAGAAGGGUUAAGAAGUUAUCAGGCAGUAAUUUAAAGAAAUUAAAGAACUUUUUUACUAUAAUAGAUUACAGUUGGCAGUGUCAUAGGAAGGUGAAGGUUACAAAGGAAGCACUACCCGUCCCUGGCGGGAAUGUUUUCUUUGUAUACGGUUCUAUAUGUUAGGACAAUUGCAGAGCUUCAGGGGGGAGAGGGUUCUACCCCCAAGCUAACCAAGUGCAUGAUUUUUUUUUUUUUGAUUUUCGCAAUAAAUGUAAUACUAUUGAACGAGUACGUCCUUUGGUUUGUAUGAGAAUAUUUGCCAACCCAACUCAAAACAAAUAAUCAAUGACUUGUUAAAUAAUCAAUGACUUGUUGUUGGGGCUUUUUUCAGAGAAAACGGAAAGGCAGCAGUGAUGUGCUUUAUGGCCUUUGUAUGCAAGCCUGAGGAAGAUGAACUUAGGAUGAAUGCUUUGAUGGCAUUUGGAGGAAAGAUUGCUAGUAAUUACAUGUAUUAGUAUCAAUUGUUCUUUACAAAUUUAACGAGAGCUAAACGAUAGUUAGAAUAUAGAACUUGGACAUUGCGUCCAGCUCUACUAUAAACGUUCACAAACAUUGUCAUUCAUGUAAGCUUCUAACUCAUCAGUCGGUGCUCGUCACCAGGAGAAGGUGCUCGGGUUUCUGGUCUUAUUAAGUAGACAGUGAGACUUUUAUGAUGAUAAUAAUAAUAAUAAUAAAUUUCAUUUCAAAAACACGCUUCAUCCCCAAAGGCUCGAAGCGCGGUACAAAGUCAACAAAAAAACAUAUUUAUAAUUAACCACAUUUAAAACAAACGCAACACUACAAAAACUAAUUACAAGCAUACAAUCUCAAAGUAUUUCUAGCCAUUUCAACCCGGAGCAACACAGCCAUUAUGCAUUAACUGGAAAAUAAGGUAGACAAUCAUCCUAGAAGGUAUUUGCGAAAUAGAUGUGUCUUUAGAUCGGUUUUAAAGAUACCGGGUAAUGCAACGCUGGCAUGGCUCUGCUUGUCUGUACUUUUGAAACACAGUAUAAACCAAGUUAGUGAGGGAAAGAGAGAGAGAGAGAGAGAGAGAGUCCAUAGACGAAUGAAACGGGACAACGCCUGGUUGCUGCCUCAUAACGCGAACUUUUCGUGCGUUAAACUUCACCGACUUAAUUCACAUGAGGGGUAACGUUUAGGCCUGGCUCUUCUUGUUGAACUUCAGACAAUGAUUCUAACACCUUUGGUAUCGGUACACGUUUUUUAUAGCAAGGACUACCUUUCUUUUUGUUUUUUCGCCCGAAUCGAAGCUGAUCUAAAUAUGGUUCGGUUUCUAAAAGUAUUUACAAACUUUAUUUAGCCUGAGUUGUUACUCUUUUUCAUCUUGAAAAAAAUGAACUACAAUGUUCAAAUAACAAUGGUUCCGAUUAAAUCAAUGAAAUAUAAUCCAGGUAUUAAAUUUAAAGCUUAGAUAAAACACAAAAAAUCCUUGUGUCAUUGUGCUUAAAGCUAAAUGACAAAAAAAUAGACAUGAAAUUGAUUUAAAAUAUGUUUCAGAUUCACAAAUGGGCCCGUCUAUUCCUGAAACAUGGAAUAAGGAGGAGUUCGGCCCAUAUCCCGGCGUCACCUACAAGCCCACCAACAUGGCAGUGAUCAUCAGCUUUUCCUACAAAACAUUGGUCGCCAGCGCUGUAACAAUGUUCCUCUUAGCUUAGAUCUGAAAGAACAAGGAACACGGGAAAAAAGCAAUAAUACACUCAAAUGUUAAGCUGUUAUUUCAACUGAUGAGAGAGCAGUAAAAUUGUAUAGACGUCUGAGGAAACAGUAAGAUAACUUUUGGUAGAAUUUCAAGAACGCUAUUGAAUAAUAGCAAAAUAGUUGAAUAAGAACAAAAUUUAAUUUCAUAAUUGUAAAAAUAUAUGUAUUUUCAUUAAAAAACAUUGGAA